Messenger RNA from Ostrea edulis (European flat oyster), 1466 nucleotides. RefSeq names its product estradiol 17-beta-dehydrogenase 2-like. The transcript has 7 exons. Bases 98 to 1318 code for a protein of 406 amino acids. Gene Ontology annotation, molecular function: oxidoreductase activity. Lineage: Eukaryota; Metazoa; Mollusca; Bivalvia; Ostreida; Ostreidae. The record is from RefSeq and is a predicted model, not a curated record.
UAUAUAUGAGGUCGACAUCUAAUCUCACCUGCAGACUGAGUUACCUGUGGCCAGAAGCUGUGUAGAUUGAAGCCUAACAAGAUCGUAUGUACAGACAAUGGACAACUUGACCUGGCAACAAAUGUUAAGAACUAGUGUACGGACCUCACUAUUCUGGCAAACGGAAGUGGAUUACAACAGAUAUUUGGAUUUUUUUGUCAACAUUGCCUGCAUUGCUAUAUACAUUUUCUACGUCAUCAAACAAUAUUUUCUGGAUCCGCAAACCGCUCGCAAAUGUGUCAUUUUGCAUGUUUUUACCCUAUCGUGCCUCGCAGUACUAUUCACCACUUUUGAAAUUACUCCACCUUGGCAAGUUUUCAUUACCUUAGUUGGACUAAGCGUUACUGUUAUUAAAACUCCACGCAAGAGACUUCCAAUCAAAGAUAAAGCCAUUCUAAUCACAGGAUGUGAUCGAGGUAUAGGGCAUGUUUUGGCAAAGCAACUGGACAAAACAGGUUUUUAUGUGUUUGCUGGUUGUCUUGAUGUCCGAGGUGAUGGAAGCAGAGACCUAACCAUUUCUUGUUCCGCAAAACUAAAGACCAUACAGCUAGAUGUCAGCAAGAUGUCACAGGUGGAGUCCGCUCUACAGCUUGUUCAGCAGGAGCUGACGAUGAAAGGAAUUCAGCUGUGGGGAAUCGUUAAUAAUGCUGGAAUUUGUUACAUUGGUAAUGUGGAGAUGAUGACAGAGGCAGACAUGCAGAAAAUAAUGGCUGUGAACUACAUGGGUCCUGUUCAUGUUUGUAAAUCGUUCCUUCCACUACUCCGGCGAAGUCAUGGCCGGCUCGUCAAUGUUGCCAGCAAUGCAGGUCUGGCUCCUGUUCCUCUGAUGGGAGUUUACUGUGCCUCCAAGUCAGCACUGGUAACUAUGUCUGAAGUAUGGCGCUAUGAAUUUAAGAUAUGGGGAAUCAAAGUAGCCACAAUCAUACCUAGUGGUUAUAAGACAGGAAUAAUGUCUUAUGACAUGAUAGCUACUGGAGACAGGUGGUGGAGCCAGGCUUCUCAAGCAGUCAAGGACGACUACGGACAGGAGUGUUUUUACAUCAAAUUUAAGCAGAAAAAUCGAGACAGAUUCCUUAGUGCAGAAUUUUCAGAUAUAUGUCAGAACAUUGAAGAUGCGCUGCUCUCACCAAGACCACACUCCAGAUACUACAGCGGAUUUCUGGCCAAGUCUCUCCCGUUUGUUUACCUCUACCUACCCACCUGGCUGAGUGAUCCGUUGAUGAAUAUUUUGGCAAACUGGUUUGAAUUCAAACCAAAAAUGUUGAAUCGGGGAAACUGACAUAUAUAUAGCAGGAGAGAGUGGGGUACAGCGAGGCUGAACAUAUCUGCCUAGCUCGUGUAUUUUCUCUGUUGCAGUGGGUUUUUUGUUGUUGGUGUUAUAUAUUUUCUAGUUGAUGUUUUUAAAAAUAAAAGUGCAUAUCAUAAUA